Molecule: messenger RNA, 3338 nt
Organism: Colias croceus (clouded yellow)
Lineage: Eukaryota; Metazoa; Arthropoda; Insecta; Lepidoptera; Pieridae
Exons: 4
Coding region: 357-1556 (399 amino acids)
Source: RefSeq, a predicted model, not a curated record
UACUCAGUCUUGUUACAACUACAGAGAGUGAAACAUGUGUCGAAAUGGCGGCCGUCGCCAACAGGAUCGUGCGUUAAAACAUUAAUAUUUAAUCGUUUUUAAGUGCCCUCUUCAACAGUGUUGUUUGUUAUUAUAUUGUGAAGUUUAUUAAGCUAUUUUGUUAAUCAGUUUACAAGUUUAGUAGACUUACUUAGUGGAAUAAAGUGUACGAAACUUGACAUUGUUUGUUGCUUUUGUUUUGUUAAGUUUGAAAAUCAAUUGGAUUCUUGUUGGAGGUAUAUAUUGGCAUUUGGCAUAUAGUGACCAUGUGGGAAGAGGCGGCAACUAGUUAAAAAGAUAUCAUCCUGGAUCUCACAAUGGACUCUGAAAGCCGGAGCGAGUCGGCUCUAAACAGCCCCACGGAGCCCGACGUGUCGCUGGCUGCGUCCAUCACAGACCCCUUGGAGGCCUACACCUUAGAAGAAGCUAGGAGGACUAUCAGAGACCUCCGUAUGAAAUAUCGAGCGCAGGCGCACCAACUGCUAACAUGGCGUCGAGCGCACCGCACCCAAGAAGAACUAGUCAAUCGUUUGCAAAUAGAAAAGGCAGAACAGCUGAAAAUGCUCUCCAGCCAACUGCUUCUCUUCGAAUCGCGUCUGGUUCGCAAGCAGAAGGAGAUAACCAACAUGCUCGCCCUCCGGGAAACCAUAAUUAUGAAACAACAAAAAGUCAUCGAAAAUCUACAAGCUAAACUGUUAGAUAACGGCAUCGAUAUGAUCUCAUCUAUACCCGACUUCAGAGAUAUGUUGCAAGAUACAAAUAUUACUGGAGACUUCGAUUCACUCAACGAUUCUGACUCCGCUGUGAUAAUGGAAGACAUGGACUCCGAUUGCUGUAAUCUCUCCAACCUUCCAAGGUUCCGUUCUAUGAACCCCGACAGCGUUACAGUCGCCCGAUCGAUCUCAGAUGCCAUUGAUCCUAACAUCAAAUAUAAUGUCGCUAGACGAUCCAACGGGUUCCUUCGCAGGCCAGAAAUUCUCGAAACUGUUUACAGCGUCGAAGAAGAAGCAGACGCGGAAUCUACUAAAGGUCUCAGCGCGCAGAGCAGUACCGAAAAGGAAAUCAAAGAUGCCAACAAAACAGAUGAACAGAAGACUAAAGAAAGCAGUCUUUUGGCUCAAAGGCGAGACAACUUCCGCAUGAGAAGUAUCGUUCUCACUGCCGAAGUUAAAAGCAUAGAUAGUGAUAAGGAAAAGCCAAAAUCGAGCAACGAUAUGUGGUCCUACAGUUAUGUGCCAAAAAGGAUGACUCCCGCCAAUGACUCUGAUGAAGAAGCAACUUCAAAUCCGGAGAGUGAUGCAGAGGAUCCCGAACCUAAGUCAACACAAGUCGUUACAUACAAUCGAGUGAUGUCCAACCAUAGAAACGUGACCAAACCCAAGGAUGUGAAGUACAAGAGGAUAAAUAAGGCGAAAUCGAAGAGUCUAGAAGAGUUGAGAGGACGAUUAAAGAAUUGGGUCGACAAGGGGAAUAAACUGUCGAAUAUACCGUUGGAGCAUGCGCAAAGCUAUGCCUAAAAGAGUUCCUUUUAAUAAUAUAACAGAGAUGUGAUGCAUGAAAACCAAAUUGUCAUGAAGACAAUUCUAAUGGCGAAAAGGCAUUUAAAUUCCGAUUGAUGAUGAAUCUUCAUAAUAAUACUAAUGUCUAUAGAAUAAGUUUAAGUGAGAUUACACCACCUAAUAAUUUCGUAAUCAUAUAAUUAAUAAUAAAUGCUUGUAGAUUGAUCACGCAGUAAAAACGGAUAUUCUUCUAGAUAAUUUAUAAUAUUUAAACAAUAUUAUGAGCUUGUCCACUUUAAACUAUCAACACGGUUCGUCUUUGUUACAAUAUACAUUUAAAUACCAGAGUUAAAGUCAGAUAUUCUUGAUACUUGAUAUUCUAUUGUAAAAUAUUUCAUAUACGUAUUGUUAGUUAAAACUUAAAACUAUAUUUCAAGGAUCCACGGUUGUCUAUUUAACAGUAUUUGUGUAUGAAUUAAGGCAAUCAAACCUGAGCUUUUGAUGUACCUAAUUUUUCGCACGACUGAGUUUUUAAAGAUAUCACAUUAUUUGAAUGUUAUCUCAGAGAUUUUUAGAAGUACAAUUGUGUAAGGAAAUAGAGAAAAUGUUUUGUUCCAUAUCUUAUAAUUAUCUGUUGGUAUUUCUCUUGUUUAUAAAAAUACUAAAAAUAGUCGUAUUUUUAAGCUUGAAUAACUCUGUAUAUAAACUGUCGGAAUUGAGUGUGUUUCUGUGAUUAAAAUUAUUUUCUUUAGAGUAAGUCUUGAAUCUUUGAUAAAUUGUAGAAAAUAUAUUUAUUGUAUCAUAUCGGUGCCAAUUAUAAAUAUUUGAUAUUAGGUAGUGAAUUCUGUUCCAAUUUAAACUAUAAAAUGUUUUACAUGCAAGUUGUAUUAUGAAUUUAAAGGAAAUUAAUGUACAAAGAAAUCCAACAAAAAAUUUAUAUUUGAUAAUUGAAAGGAAAUUUUUAAUAAUUUCAAUAAUGUUUAAUGUAUACUUAUUUUGUUAUUUAUAUUUAAUUAAACUGAAUUUCAUUUAGUUUUUAAAAUAUAUAAACCUAUUUCUUCAAUACGACUUGCCUGUAAAGCCCAAAUGUGUCAACAAAUUAAUAAUUAAUAAAUAUUAAAUGUUUUAAUACAUGAUAUUACAAAAAUAAAAGAAAAUUAAUUGCACAUUGAGGUUUUUCUUGAGCGGAUAAUAAAAUAUUGAAAAAGUGCCAAAAAUCUGUCGAGAAUUAAAUCCACGAAAACAAUUAUUUACAUAAAUAUUAAGUUACUAAUUAUAUUAGAUAUUUCAAAUUGACUUAAACCUACACUAGAAAAAAAUACUGGAAAUAGUCCGGCCUAGUGUUUUAAAGUACCUAUUUUUCUUUAUACCUAAUAGGUCCAAAUAGAAGCCAUAUUCAAACUGUUCCUUAUAUUAACCUUAGCCAAGCAUAGGUAAUACAAAUCUAUGAUGUAAUUAUGCAACUGUUUAUUAAUUAUCUGUAUCAAACCGAAAAUAAACCAUACUUUUACGACAUAACAACAAUCUAACUAAAACUAAAAUAGAAAAAAAAAUAUUCUAGAGUUCUAUAUUUUCUAUAUAUAACACUUAUAAUCCUUACCUACUAAUUAGUUACGUUUUUUCAUUGAAGUUUUUAUUCUCCGCUCAAGAAAACAAUCAAAAUAAUUUCUCUAUAGUUGUUCACCAAUUGCUUACAUAAUGUUGUCAAUUUUGAUGUAAAUAGCAUAUCAUAUUGCAAUACUGCGCAAAGUUAUAUGUUCAAAAGUAGUCCGGAGUGCUGAAUAAAAUUAUAUUGAAAAU